Messenger RNA from Oryctolagus cuniculus (rabbit), 7236 nucleotides. It is a transcript of the gene VGLL3, whose product is annotated as vestigial like family member 3. Gene Ontology annotation, cellular component: nucleus. Gene Ontology annotation, biological process: regulation of DNA-templated transcription. The record is from RefSeq and is a predicted model, not a curated record. NCBI's taxonomy places the organism in Eukaryota, Metazoa, Chordata, Mammalia, Lagomorpha, Leporidae.
CGGGCGCUGUCAUGCUCCUGCCGCGCGGCGGCCGGCUGCGCCCCGGGGCCGCUAGAUAGGCGCGGGCAAGAGGGCACCCGGAGGGGCUGAAGAUGAAGGUGCCCGCGCAUGGGCCCCCGCUGAUUGCCAGCCCCUCCCGAGCCCGUGGCCGGCGCGGAGCCGGAGGCCUCCGAGGACCCGCCUUCGCCGCAGUAGCAGCUGGAGCAGCGACAGAGGCGGCAGCUGCGGCGGUGGCGGCGGCGCCCCUCGCGCCAGCGCGUAAAGCGGCGGCGGCAGCUCGGGGGCCGCCGCUGCCCCGGCUGCCAUGAGUUGUGCGGAGGUGAUGUAUCACCCCCAGCCUUAUGGAGCGCCCCAGUAUCUGCCCAACCCUGUGGCAGCUGCAACCUGCCCAACAGCCUACUAUCAUCCGGCGCCCCAACCUGGCCAGCAGAAGAAGUUAGCGGUAUACAGCAAGAUGCAGGAUUCUCUGGAAGUCACCCUUCCCAGCAAACAAGAGGAGGAGGAGGAGGAGGAUGAGGAGGAGGAGGAGGAGAAAGACCAGCCUGCCGAGAUGGAGUACCUUAACUCUCGCUGUGUCCUUUUCACUUAUUUCCAGGGAGACAUUGGGUCAGUAGUGGAUGAACACUUCUCAAGAGCUUUGGGCCAAGCCAGCACCCUCCAUCCAGAAUCUGCCAUUUCAAAAAGCAAGAUGGGGCUAACCCCCCUAUGGCGAGACAGCUCAGCUCUCUCUAGCCAACGGAGUAGUUUCCCAACUUCUUUUUGGACCAGCUCUUACCAGCCCCCACCUGCACCCUGUUUGGGGGGAGUUCAUCCUGACUUCCAGGUCACUGCACCCCCUGGCACCUUUACAGCAGCAGACCCCAGCCCCUGGCCGGGACACGGGCUGCAUCAGACUGGCCCAGCCCCUCCCCCUCCCGUGUCUGAGUCCUGGCACUAUCCUUUGGCAUCUCAGGUGAGCCCAUCCUACAGCCACAUGCAUGAUGUGUACAUGCGGCACCACCACCCCCAUGCCCACAUGCACCACCGCCACCACCAUCACCACCACCACCACCCUGCUGCUGGCUCUGCCCUGGAUCCAUCGUAUGGGCCCCUGCUGAUGCCAUCAGUGCGUGCAGCCAGGAUUCCUGCUCCCCAGUGUGACAUCACAAAGACAGAUCCGACUACAGUCACCACUGCUACCUCAGCGUGGGCCGGAGCCUUUCAUGGAACGGUGGACAUAGUGCCAAGUGUGGGAUUUGAUACAGGUCUGCAGCAUCAAGACAAGAGCAAGGAAUCACCGUGGUACUAAAACAGUGUUAGUAAGUCACGUUGCAGCAUGAAUUCAAGGGCCCACUGGAAGAAGAUGCUGUCAGGAUCCUUCAUUCUGCAGAGGACAAGAGAGACGUGAAAAGAGAAGAGGAUGUGUCAGGCAGUUGACUUUGGUUUUGAGACUUUUCAGAGAGCAGAGUGGGUCCUAGACAAUGAGGAAAAUCAUUCUUGUUUCCCCCUCAUCUGAGCCUUUCCCAACUGAGUAACUCUUUCUUUUUAUGUUUUCUUGCUUUCAUCAAUACAUCAAUUAAUUUUUGUUUUAUUUCGAUUUUUUUUAUCUUUAUGAAUCAAUCACCUUGUCAGGAAAAGAUGAACCACAAAUGAAAAUGGUCAUUCUUUCAGGAACACAAUUUUGUAGCUCUAUGUGCAUCUAUUUUUGUAGAUAUACAGAAAGUUUGGUUUAGCCUUGAUGGGGUAUUUUUGAGGGACAUAUUUUUUUUUAAUAUUGUAAAAAUUGUUGAGUUCUGUUUAAAGAACUUGCUCUCAGAGAAGCACUGGCAAAUGUUUAAGAUGCUUGCCUUUAAGAGGCUGUGAUAUGCUCUGUCUGUGCUUUCUAGGUUACCUCAAGUGUUUGAUAUUUUCUCCUUCCUACAAAAGUAGCUAAACUAUCAUCAAACCAGUGCAGUAUUGUUUUAUAAUGAAUCUCAGUGAAAACAAUUCCAUGCUAGAGUUGUAUAUAUAGCUUUAAAAAGAAGUUUUUCUAAACGACCACAUUAAAGACUGGCUAUUUCAUUACUAUGGUUUCUAUCAAAGAGUUCUGGAAAGCUGUUUAGGAAAGAAGUUUGGUAAACCUUCAAAUCCGAAGGAGACUUUACUUAGAGCAUCAUAAUUCUUUUUCUACUCCAUCCAACCUUGAUAAAUGGAACCAGAGUUUAUAUACAACCACUUGUUGGGGGUGGGGAUGCAUUUACCAAUGGCGCCUGUGAGUACCAGUGUCUUAUUUUUCUUGUUUCUGCCUAUUCACUCAUGGCAAUUUAAAAAGUCUUAUUUUAAUUCCAUCUUUUCUCCCUGGGAAGCUUUUGAAUAAGUAGUAUCUGGGAAUGUACUAGACACAUCAAAAAGCUUUAGCUAUUUCUGCUAAUGUCACCCAUCCUUAUCAACUGAACACUAAUAUAUUCUAUCUGUAAUAAUUUUAAACACAGGAUUUUGCAACUCUUCUUUUUUGUGGUUUAAGUCUGUCUUUGCUUGACUUGCUUUUGUUUUAAGAAAAAAAAUUAGGGCAAAGUAAAAUUUAUAUUGAUAUUUAAAUUUAUGUCACAAUUACUGAUAUUGCACUAAAAUUGAUAAGUUGGGAAUUCAACUUGAUAUGACCUUCAGUUUCUAAAAAAUGAAGUGAGAAUUAUAUUAAGACUUUUUCAGUAAAGACUUGGAAAGUAGCACUGAUUAAUAAUUCAAGGACUUUACUGGCAAAGUCCAUUUCUUUUUUCAAUUGCUUUCAGAGAAGGUCAUAUACAAAAGUUAGUGUAAUAUAGAAAUUACAGUUUGAUGAAGAAAUUUUCUCAAGUUUCUCCCACUUUUCACCACUCACAUGAAAAAGAAUAUUUAAUGAAAUGCCAAUUUCCAUCCUUAAUUAUACACAUUUUGUGUGUGUGGAUGUUUUAGACACGAAUAACACAAUAUGUUUAUGUAGGCAGAGUUCUCAUAAAGAAUUUUAAAAUAUUUCCCAUAUUUCCUUUGUUACAUUUAAUGUAUUAAGUGUCUUAGUUUUCCUGGUGCAUCCUGUGCAUUUUAAAUUUAAACAGAUUCUCAUCGCUCCAUACUUUGCUUGUUUUUUACCUAAACUGUUUAACACAAUAUGCACAUUUUUACCAACAUGAGAUCCAAAUUUAAGGUAUAUUUUUCUCACUAGUGAAAGGAAUUUAAAGUUCUAAGAAGUGAUCAGAUUAAAUUAUGUGCAUUUUGCUCUGUGUUUUGAUCUGGUAUCGUUUUUUCGGUUGUAAUUUGCUCAAAUGUGUUAAGCACAGAGUUGAAUGAGCCUAUAAAACUCAUGUUGUCUUGUAUUCUCCUGAGUUUUCAAAGACAAGUAUUCAUAUGUUCCCAUGGGAUGACUCACUGAGGAUUAUUUAUCUGCCUCUUUUGCCUUGGGAACCUAUUAACUUCCUUUGCUAUUUCUCUUACAACAGUGUUUUACUCGAACUCUUUCAGAUCUUUCAAUUGGAUUUUCACAAUUGAGAAGGAAAAUAUUGAGUCCUUGCUCCUUUCCUUAUUCCCCAUCAAAUUGAAUUGAAUUAUAGAGAACAAUUAUAUGGCUUUAACCAGAAUUUAGACUUUGUUCUGUAUCUCUCUGAAUGACUAUUGUAUAAAACAUUUCUUGACUAUCAGAGCCUGAGAAAAGUUGGGAACCUGAAUUCUGCUGUACUCAGGAAGGAUAUGCAGGUGAUCUCUUCCAUUGAGAACAGGCCCAGGUGUGGUUUGCCCAAUACAGUUAAGGAACCUCUAAAUAUAGAAUGAGUGCUUACCUUUACAAUUGCCUGGCACCUGCUUGCUAUGGCCAUAUUACCAUUGUCAUCAGAAGUCAUAAAGGAGAAUGGGUUGUAAUUUAGCACAUUAUUCUGAAAUUAAGUUGAAAAUAUUAUCACCCCUGGGUCUGAUUUUUCUCAUAUCAAAAUGAUGGUGUUAGAAUUAAAGUUGUCACAACUGCUUUAUGGAGAGCUAUCAUCUACCUCCCCAUUUUCAUUUAGAGUCACUCAGACUUUGACCAUUUUACAAAUCAGAUUGUCUUCUGUGAACAAGACACUAGAAUAUAAUUUCUUAAGUUUUAAAUUUAAUUGUUUCUUCAAGAACUAAAGAGCAGCAUAUGUUGACAAGUUAGGAUCCUAAUAGGUUAUUUGAUUCCACAGUGUUGAUUUGAAAAGAGCUUUUGAGAAAUCAAUGUGUCUUCUUAAGAAGAUUGUCCUCUCUUAACUUUUCCUUCUAACUUAUCUCUUUCUCUUAAGAUUAUUCAUACCAUUAAACAAAAUGUUUAAUAUUACUCAAAAGUUUUCAAAAUGACAAACUAUAGAUUCUAAAUAAUCAGAGUCACUUUCUUUAACUUUAUAAAAGUUAAAAAAUUCUAGGCAUUAGCAUAAAAGAUGUCCCUAAACAACUUGUUGUUCAUUAUACAAGUAACAUUUGUCCACUCCUGUUUAAGACUACAGAAUAUAAGUGUACCCCAAGAAGUUCAUGGAAAAUAAUUAAAAGUAAGUUUAUUUUGGUGCAAAAAUUUUGAAAAUGCAUAUGUGGGGUCUCAAAAAUCUCAUAGAAUGUUCAUGUUAUGAAAAGCUAUGCAAAGAUUUCAAAACUAUUUUGCACCAAAAUAAGUUUAUCUUCAAUUUAAUUUCCUGUUAAGCUUUGAAGAUGGCCUUAUGUGACUGUAUCUAACUUUUGAGUUCACUACCUGGUUUAAUGUUGUGUUUGCAAUUUAAAGUGAUGAUUGGAAACUGAUAGGAAAUUCUGUUCUAUUCCUUACUGACAGUCCUUUGAAUAGUAUUUGCUGAAUUAAGCUAGUAAGGGUUAUGGCAUUAAGUGAUGGCAAAGGAAAGUAGACAUGCCAGAGUUAUGACAGGGAAAUGAGUGGAGAAGCAGAAUGAAUUAAUGGAUAAGAGCUUUGAUUUGAGGCCAUUCUCUGAAUUCUGCUUUAGCCACAAUUUGAUGUGUGGUUUUGGGGUCUUCAUUUGUUUAUGUCAUGAGUAAAGUGAGAUAGUGAUAUCAAACAGGCAGGCUGUUGAAACUGUUGACCAUUUGACUCACUAUAGAUGUUUACUAUAAAUGUCUAUCAAUUGAGUAAGCAGAUCAUUAAGCUGACCUCCAACUUCUCUUCUCUUUGCUUAUAAUAUGCAUUUCUUCAGCAACCAAGUCACUAUAUGAUUACUUUUCUGUAGGAAAUUAUUGCAAAGAGAAGAUUUUCUCCUUACUGGAUGUGGGAGAUAAUGUAUAUUUAUUUCUUAACUAGCUUUGACUUCUUACUUUAUCAUUUACAAAGGAAAAAUAAGUUCUUAGUGUAUGUCCCACCCUGAUUUUCCUCACAUAUCUCAAUUUUUUAUUCAUUCCCCCAUGUAUUGUGUCUCCAAAAUUAAUGGGAUAGUGUCAUUAAUUCACCAGAGUUUAUAUUGUUCAGUUAUCUUUUGGGUUUCCUUGGCACCUGAAGUAAGACAUUUCUUUUGAGUUAUCCAUUUUUUUUCUUUACUUGUCUUGGAGGAAAUGUGCAAAAUAUGGUGGAAAAAAUCUACAUGAAAAAGGGGGAAAAACACAAGCCUUUAAGAUCUCAGUCAGCAAAUUUACUCUACUUGAGAAAAAAGAAACAACUUUAUUAGAAGCAGAUGUUGACACUGUGUCAGUUAUUGAAGAUGGAAAGAGUUCACUCGAACCAUUGCCGUUACAAAGGGGUAUUGACGGCCCUAAGAAUUCCUGUGACUGAUCACCUUUGCAGCUGACAGAAGGACAGCAGAAACUGUGGAGGACCAAGAGUGAAACCAGCCUGCCAAGGUUAAUGUACGGGACCCUAAUCUCUCAGUUCUUUCUUUUCUCUUCUGCAGGAUCAAAUAUACAUCUUUCAGACAAAGUAAGGCUUGUUUGAGAGGGAAAUUACAGAUUUUUUUUAUAACAUUUAAAGGCCAAAGAGCUCUUUAAAUCUACUACUAAAGCAUUAAAUCUACGAUUAAGAUGGCUUUGGAAAAUAUAGGCUAGAAUUUUAGUUCAACAAUGUAUGUAGAAGAUGAAUACAUAAACUAUUUAAAAGUGUGUGCCUCUGGCAUUUGGGGCAGGAGUGUAGCUGGCAAAGAAACGUCAGUUUCAACAGUUUCAAAAUGUUAAUAACGUUGAUGUCUUGGUCAUGGAGAUUGAUCACAGAAAAGACUUUCGAAUUUUUCAGUAGCUUUUAAGAACACUUUAAUGUUCUCUGGGAAUUGCACCCCAUAUUCUUGUCUAACCUAUAGUCAUUCUUGUUAAAAUAUCUUAAUUUUUUAUUCCUUUUAUUGUUCAUUGCCGUGUCUCAUUUGAAAAAUAUUCUGUAGUUUCAAGUUAUUGAUCAAACAAGUAUCCUCUUGAAGUUGUAGCUAGUUUGAUCCAACAUUUAUCUGAAUCUCCUAUUUAAGUUUUAAGAAAUUCUAAUAGAUUUAAGUGUAAUUUACCAAUUGUAGUAUAUAACAAACAAGCACACAUUCUACAAAAUGGCAAGAUAUCAAUUUCCUUUUUAACAAUUUCUGGACAAUUAUAUUUGACCAAGAACAAUUAUGUUAGAAUAUGAGAUUGUUUAGAUCCUUUUUUUUUUUUUUUGGUAUAAGAUGUGAACUUUUCUUAUGAUGUUUCUUUAUGCUAAUGGAGAUGUACAUUUUUUCUAUACUGUGGCUAGAACAAAAGUUAAUAACGGUUAUUUACACACUUGAUUUAAUUUCUUAGACUAUGUAAAUCUUGGAUAUUAUAUCUGAUUAAAAAUAUUAUUCCAUACAUUUUUCAAGAUAUAUAAUACAAGGAAAGGUUUUCAUGUGAAUUCUUUGUAUAAUUUUAAAAGGAAAAUGUGGGUUCAAUUUGUUUCUAUCACAUAAAUCUAAGGUAAAAUGCUUUCAUGAUGAAAAAUACACAGUAUAGUGAAGUUUAUGUAUUUGUCACUUGAUUAGGUAAACUUAAAAUUAUUAAUUAUAAUAUUACCAUACAGCUUUUAUAUACAAUGAAAUUCCAGAUUUGUUAGAGAAAUUAACUAUUCUUAGUUAUGCUGUCAUCCUAAUUUACAAAAUAUAUCAUUCAUAAAACUUUGGACUAUAUAAGAUAAUUAUAAAAUCAUAUUUUUUGCUUAUUGUGAGGUUGAAGAAGAGACAUUUUCUUAUUUCUCUUCAUUGUUCAAUUGCAGGUUUUAUGACUAUGUCUCAGUGAUAUAAGAUGAUGAAAAUUUUGUAAUUAAAACAGAUGUCAUUAUGUUCAAUUUGUUCAAUAAAUAAUUUAAUGUGAAUUUAA